CCUGUGAAACGUAAACUACCCGACUAACGAGGGCCCCACGCUGCCCUGCGCUUACACUUCUCCCGCUCGCCGCCCGCACGGACGACACGGGUUGUGCCAGGUGCUCAUCCAAGUUUGCCUUGAGACCAGGCUGUGGGCUGGCACGGCGGUCACACACCGCAGUUGAGCACGUGCCCGGUUUCCUUCUUGAAGUCAGAGGAGAAAAAAAAGUCACUGUUCUAUGUCCAGUUUAGAGCCACUUCUGUUGGGAGGACACAGCGUUCUGGGGCUCUAGAAAACAAGAUUUAUGUCGGAGUGGGACAGUGACCCGUAAUCUCAGACAUCUGUCUCAGAGUGCACCCUAGGAGUGUGGGGACAAGUGCCAGGCCCUUUGCUGCCUUAUCAUGCACCGCAGGGCUUACUUCUUGCUGGAAAGAGACUUCCAAGAGUUGAAGGAGAACAAUUUUAAGGGUAUUACUGCCUUUCCUGUAAGUGAAGAUCUGAUGGAAUGGGGAGCUAGUAUUCAAGGUCUACAGAAUACAGUUUGGCAAGGAUUAUUCUUCCAACUGACAAUAAAUUUUACAUCGGAGUACAAUUUGGUGCCUCCAGUUGUGAAAUUCUUAACAAUUCCUUUUCAUCCAAAUGUAGACCAAAAUACUGGUCGGGCCUGUAUAGAUUUUUUGGACGACCCUGCUAAGUGGAAUACAAGCUAUACAUUGAGCAGCAUUCUAUUUACCCUCCAGGUUAUGCUUUCGAAUCCAGUGCUAGAAAAUCCAGUGAAUUUGGAAGCAGCCCAAAUGCUGAUUAAAGAUGAAUCUCUGUACAAACAAAUAGUUCUAAGAUUUUUCAACCAACCAUCACAAUUGAGAGAUGACAGGCCUGAGUCACUUAAAGAUCCAGAUAAAUUUAUCAGAUCAACUAAGGCAGUCUCAUUUAAUGAUUACUACAAGACAUGGUCUGGAAUAGCCACAUCCAAAGCCACAGAGUAUUAUAGAAGUCCAUUGCCUGAAGAUCCACAGUUUAUUGGAGAGUAUCAUAAAUGGAAGAAACUUAAAUUAAAACAUCCUAGAGAAUGGAAUCUAAAGUAUGCUGCUGCUAUGGCUCGGCUUGCCAGAGAAAGCAGAAGGCCUCACAAAGCCAAUUAUCCAACAAAAAGUGUUCAUCUCUGCCCAACUCCAAUUCAAAAUUUUCCUGAUGCACAACCUGAAAUUGAUAUCAUCAUGAAGACCGAUAGAACAAAGGAGAGGUGGAAGAGUGUAAUUUUACCAGAUGAUGUUAACACGAAUGAGUCAUGGGAAGAAGAAGUGGAAGACCUGGUCACCUGGACCAACACUCUUGAUAUAAAUGUUUUAGAUGAUUCAGCCUGAAGCUCCAGGAUUUAAAAAAUGAAUAGCCUCAACCACAGAUCAACUUCAUGAAGCAACUUUGGAACAUGGAUUCCAUUUUUUUUCAAGUUGGACUCAUGCUCUCACUUCAAGUACAAAUUAGAAAUAUAACUACAAAUCAGUGAAUAUGUUGCUUUGAAUUUUUUGAGCUCUACUUCAUUGUUUGAACCUAAGUUAACCAAAUUAGGGAUGUUCAUUGUGGCAUUUCAAUCAAUGGUAUUAUGCCCUCAAUUGUUAGGCUUCUGGAUGCAAGUUUUUGCAGGCAAGGUAUGAAUCAGGGAGAGGCUGGGUUAGGAGGAGAGCACAGGAGCUUCAGAAGCGGGAUAUUAACCAAAUAGAGGGAUCUUUACAGUUGUCCACAUCUGCCUGGUUUAGUGUCUUGUUUCCUCCAUAUUCAAAGUAUGAGAUGUCAUCCAUCCACCAAUGUUCCUCUUAUGUUUUCUCCCAGAAAACAUGCUUUGUUUACUCUUUGACCUUAAUCAAUCAUCCCCUCAUAUUCUCGUAUCUUUUUUUUUCUCCUUAUCUUUUUGCUGCAUUGCCUCAACCUGCAAAUGUGCUCAGAUCUCUCCUGUUUUUUUGUUUACCUUUGACCCUGUGUUUCUACUUCCCUCGACACUAUUUUAUUCAGGGAUACCUGACUGGCUCAAUUG
Prionailurus viverrinus (fishing cat) is the source of this 2014-nucleotide messenger RNA. RefSeq names its product ubiquitin conjugating enzyme E2 U (gene UBE2U). NCBI's taxonomy places the organism in Eukaryota, Metazoa, Chordata, Mammalia, Carnivora, Felidae. The coding region runs from base 384 to 1346 and encodes 320 amino acids. The record is from RefSeq and is a predicted model, not a curated record. The transcript has 10 exons.